CUUCACCUCCUCUCCCGAUGUGUUCACACUCUUCACCGUUUCUUCUCUUCUUUCGUUUCUCCUCCUCCACUAUCGCAACCAGACUCUAUCAAUCUUUCCAUAGCGAACCAAUUUUCUAUGACAAGGCACCUAAUGUUACCUCUAUUUCUCCUCUCCAAUCUCUAUAAUUGUUUGAUUGCCCCGACCCAUGAGAAAUCAUAUCUUCCACAUCGCCUCUUGUACAAUUCUUCUCUCAUUCACCUCAUUGGUCCACCAACGAUGUACAUUUUUGUCGGAACGGUAAGGGCUAUUGCAAUCCUAUAACUCAAGAGUCAAGAGGCAUCCGAUUACGUAAAGAGCAUGUCACAAGAAGGGUUUGAUAUGCAAGUUUAAAGGCUUUUAUGUAUUAGAUUCAUACUCCGUUUGGGUGGAAGUUUCAUAGAAAUUGUAAUAAUUCAUUUGUUUGCAGUUAAGUUUGAAUUCAUUGUCUAUUUGUUUGAAUUUAUGUUUCAUAUUCCGGAGGCACUAUAAAACGGAUGAGAGCAAAGAAUUUAUGUAGAAUGCAUGUAUAUCUAUUAAGAAUUCAUUAAAAGAAGAACACAUAUGAGGGUAAUUUCUAAUCCUAAUGUAAAUGCAGAGGUCUCUAUUUUCC
Cuscuta europaea is the source of this 631-nucleotide messenger RNA. The record is from the annotation of a GenBank genome assembly. NCBI's taxonomy places the organism in Eukaryota, Viridiplantae, Streptophyta, Magnoliopsida, Solanales, Convolvulaceae.